CUUCAUCCGGGGCAGAGGGAGGCCCAGAGCGACGGUUGCCAGCGGGAGGCAGGUGAGCCGCCGGAGCGCAAGGGCGGGAAGGAGAGCGCGAGGCCUCCUCCUCCUCCUCCGGGCGUCAUGGAAACGCCGAGGCCGGAGACGCCGAGGCCUGAGGCCCCUCCGACGACGGCCGCCGCCGCCGCCAUGGCUUCUCCGACGCCGCUGCCUUCUCCCGCCUUCCUGGCCUUCACGGGCUCCUGCGAGCAGGACGUGACGCUGGCCAAGUCCUUCUGGAACUCCGUCACCCUCCAGCCGCCGCUCGAGUCCCGCCUGGGGCCGCGAAGGGACUCGGCCAGCUGCUCCAGCUCCAGGAAGGGCUCCGGGUCGGAGGCGCCGAGCGGCACCAGCCUGCAAAUCCCCCGCACUCCCGACAACAGUGAGGAGGGAGAAGCAGCAGCGCCCCUGGUUCCCUUGGCUUCCCUCCCCUCGCCCCCCCUUCUUUUCCCCUGGCAGGGCUUCCUCCUCCCCGCUGGCUCCGAGCGAGGGGAAAGUCAGGGUGCCCCGGGGCACGUGCAGAGUGCAUGUCCUUUUUCCCCUGGGAAAAAGGGGCGUGGCCUGCGGGCGCAUCCUCAGCCCUGGGCCUGUUUUGUUGUGUUGUACUGUACAGGGACGCGGGUGGUGCUCUGGGUUAAACCACAGAGCGGGUCGGUGGUUCAGAUCCCAGUGACGGAGUGAGCUCCCGUUGCUCGGUCCCUGCUCCUGCCAACCUAGCAGUUCGAAAGCACGUCAAAGUGCAAGCAGAUAAAUAGGUACCGCUCUGGCGGGAAGGUAAAUGGCAUUUCCGUGCGCUGCUCUGGUUCGCCAGAAGUGGCUUAGUCAUGCUGGCCACAUGACCUGGAAGCUGUAUGCCAGCUCCCUCGGCCAAUAAAGCGAGAUGAGCGCCGCAACCCCAAAGUCGGCCACGACUGGACCUAACGGUCAGGGGGUCCCUUUACCUUUUACUGUACAGUGGUACCUUGGUUCUCAAACUUAAUCCGUUCCAGAAGUCCGUUCCAAAACCAAGUGAACAAAGUAAUGCAAAAUAGAUUAAUCCAUUCCAGACUCUUAAAACUAACCCCUAAAACAGCAAUUUAACAUGAAUUUUACUAUCUAACGAAACCAUUUUGAUCCAUAAAAUGAUAGAGAUUAACAAUGUACUGCAGUCACACAGUCAAUCAGUAGCUGAACUGGGUUCCACGCAGUCACAGAAACGAAACAAAAAGUCGCAAAAUAGCAAAAACGGACAGACCUCCGCCUAACACUCAAAUCAGAAGUGCAGUACUCAAAUCAGAAACAAUACUCAAAACGGAGCACAUUUGGCUUCCGAAAAAUGUUCACAAACCGGAACACUUACUUCCGGGUUUGCAGUGUUUGGGUUCCAAGUUUUUUGAAUAUCAAGGCGUUUGGGAACCAAGGUACCGCUGUAUUGUUUUAUUGCACUUCCCUCCCAGGAGCUCAGUGUGGCCUACAUGGUUCUCUCCAUCUUGCCCUCCCAGCAGCCCGGUGGGGUAGGUUAGGCUGAGAGAGGCUUGAGUGGGGAUUCGAACCCUGGCCUCGCGGGUCCCAACUCCAGCAAACUGCUACUAGGAGUGUAUAUUUAAGUGGUUCUCACAACAACCCUGCAGGGUAGGAUAGGAUGAGAGAGGGACAGAUCCCCACAAGUCACCCAGGGAGCUUCGUGGCUAUGUGGACCUCGCAGGUCCUCAUCCAACAUUUUAACCACACUUGUUCCGCAGUCUCCCCUUCUAUUAGUCGAAGUUACUACCAUGCACCACCAUCUCCCCAUCUUCUGGGGUGUUACUGUUCUAUUCAUGGAGUCUGGGCAUAGCUGUCAACCUUCCCGUUUUUUGCGGGAAAUUCCCUUAUUCCAGUGCCGUUUCCCGCUGCUAUCCCGGAUUGUUAGAUAUCCCAUAGACCAGGGGUCUGCAACCCGCGGCUCCGGAGCCGCAUGUGGCUCUUUUACACCUUUGCUGCGGCUCCGGGGCAGAUACUAGCGAGGGGAGGAGGCGCAUUGUGCGCCCCGACACUCCCCACUGUGGCAGGCGCUGUACUGGCUGUGACGUCGCAUGGGGGCGGUGGGUGCGUUAGUCACACACCGUCCCGACGUCACCUUCCCGCCCGCUGUCAGAUCGGAGGGCAGCGGCAUGCAUGCAAUGGUUUUGCGGCUCCCAGUUUUUUUUCCUUCGGAAACAGGUCCAAGUGGCUCUUUUUGUCUUAAAGGUUGCAGACCCCUGCCAUAGACUGUCCCUAGGACAGGUGAGGCUGCUGAUCCCUUAUUUUCAAAUCUGAAAGUUGACAGCUAUGGGUCUGGGUGAGCAUCCUCUGUUACAUCUAAGGCUAUCCCUUCAAGCUUAUCUACCUUUUUAUCGUUAGGAGCCCCCAUCUGCCUGCAGAGUAAUCAGGUGGGAUACCAGAGGCAUCCAUUUGUUAAACUGGAGAAGACACUGUGCCUGGGGAGUGGGAGGAAUCACUGUUUUUCUCCUCUUACUGAUAAUUGCCCGUGGGUUGCCACCCCAGUUUCCUGAGGGCAGCGGAUAGCCCCCUUUGUCUGUAAGUCCUGACACCAGCCCACAUAUUCUCCAGUCAACCUGCAGUUCACUUCGCAGGAUUGAUUUGAAAUGAAUGCAGCGUCUCUUUGCCCUAGGAAAUGAUUUUCCAUUUCUUCUCCAGAUCACCCCACUAUUUAAUGUGCCUCCUCUUGGCCACAGGAGUACCCAAAAUUUUCAUUUCUUUAAAAAAGAAAAUCACUUUUCAGCAGAUUUAGAAGUAGCUCCUUGUAGAUUUGCCUGCAGCGGGUAGGAAUUGUCUGCAGGUGACUAGACGAGAGAUCUUUGGGGAAAUUGGCUCUAUUCUGACUAAAAAUGGACAGCUGUUCCUUUUUUGGGUUGUCUACCCGUAACCAUUCACCCUUCUCAUCUUGCUGUAAGCCUUCAUUCUAUCUUACCAUCAUUUGCUUAGGUAUUAGUGGCUAUUGCUCCAUACAGUUUUGAAUUAUUCCGUAAAUGGGGCUUAUUCCCAGGUAAAUGGAAUCAGGACUGCAACCUCACUGUUUUACUUUCAUUUGUUUUACUUAGAAAAAGAAGAUGACAAAAGCACGGAAAAUAGUGUUGCUGGGGAAAGUGAUUUGAAGGAACAGUAUAUUAAGAAGGUAAGAUUCCUUCCUUCUCAGAAUAAUAAUAAUAAUAAUAGUAACAUGUUUGUGUUUUAUAUUAUUUUUCAGUGUCUUUCCUGAAAAAUGAUUAGAAUUCAAGUAGAUAAUUAUAUACAUGUAGAUAUUUCUAUAUUGUUUGUACAGGUUAGGCCCCCCCCCCACUCCAGAAGCCUUUCUAUCUGAUUAUCUCUUUCACUGAAGAAAUUGAGAUAAUUAAAUUGCAUUGUAAAUCUGAGAGAGAGGAAGACAUGCAAGCACAUUGGAUUAGAAACAUAAAUUUGAAAAGAUUGAAAUGGCCUUUCUUCAAGAUUUGUGCUGCACCAGUGAUUGGGCAGAAAAAUAAGCAAGCUUUUUAUUGCUGCAUCAGAGAGAGAGAGAGAACUGUAUUCUUGGGCACCCCCUGUUCUCCAGUCAAUAGUUUGAGCCCAGAAAUGCAUCUUCCCAGACAAACCCAAUGCCACUUAGCAACAGGUACUUAAUUAUGGACAGGGCUGUAUUAAAAUAAUAAUAAAUUCUGUAGCCGCGUCUAGAGACUCAGUAAGUAAAGCUGGCUUUGGUAACCUGUAUAAUUUAUGUGCAACUCUUACUCAGCUGCUCCUCUGGCUUUGGAGAUUUUAGCAGCCAUAGCCAAUGCAUGUUCAAGCAUAUCUUUGCAGCCAUGAGGGAUACAAACUUGAUUUCAAAAGAAAUGAAAGCUAAGAUUCUCAGCUGGAUUCUUUGCUCACUAAAGCACCCUGUUUUUGUGGCUGUUCAAUUUAGUGUGCUCCUGGCCCUGUAUAUGGAAAAGGUGUGUUUGGGUAUGGGUACAUGACAGGGGCAUUGCAUAGAAAUCUCUUCUUUUUUUCCUUUUUGCACACAAUUCUUGAAAGCAUUUUGUAUGGCUGCCUUGGGCCAUACAAAAUUGCUUUGUGAGACAGAUCCUGACCACCAGCUGUAAGCUUGCCAUUCCUGCUGCACACUGAGUAUAUCCUGACUGCAACACAACCUUGGUAUGGGCCAGUGGAUAUUGAUUUGGAUUUAGGUGUAAGGAAAGGGCAGUGGUUCAGUGGCAGAGGGACAUCUGCUUUGUGUGCAGAAGCUUCCAGGUUCAAUCUGCAGCAUCUCCAGGUGAGAAGGAUUCCUGCCUGAAACCCUGCAGAGCUACUGCCAGUCAGUGCAGACAAUACUGAGGUAGAUGGACCUGUGGUCCAAUUCGUAGGGAUGCCAGGGAAUUCUGACAGGAGCAGAAAUUGCUGGUAUUGGCUUAUUCAUCUCAUGCCUGGAAUAGGAAACAGCAUUUACUGCUGUUGUUGCUUUCAGUCCACAAUGAUACACAACAGAUUAAGUUUCUUCCCUAUUUGCAUUCAACUUCCUCUGCACUGAAAUGAGUGGGGUGAAAUAAUGUUAAGACAGCAUAAAUUACGUUACUAAUUACAGCAGGACGAAAACAGGGCUGCAUGCUACAAAUACAGAAUGGAAUGGGAAAGGGAUGCUUUCUUACAGCUAUACUGAUUCAGUUUAAAGCAGAUUCCUUGUGGGAUACUUGCAUUCCAAAACCCAUCUUCGUCCCCAAAUUACUGAAAUUUACGUAGACUUAACUUGAGAAUAAUGGUGAUUUUCCUCACAGAGCUUUAGAAGAGAUAUAAAAAAAAGGAUUAUAAGGCUUUCAAACACAGUAAGGUUUAACCCUAAGCACAUUUGUUAGAAAGUCCCACUUGCUUCUAAGUAAAUAUGAAGGAUUCUGGUGAACAAAUGUUGCUUUCAAACCCAAAAAGUUGGUUCUUUAGCCAUGAAUCAGGCUAAAGGCACAGGUCAGGAUCACUGUGUCCAUUGUGGACUGUGGGCUGUCCUCUGGGAACAAGGAUGCUGUUGGUCUAGUUCAAGUUUUGGUUCUGGAAAUCAAGUUCAAACAUAGAAACAAAGCCAGGCUGGACAGAGAAAAGCAGCCAGAAGUUCUUAGUUACAAUAGUGACUACUCUGUGGCUGUCAGGGGAGGCAUUUAUAGCCAGCAUUGUAGAAUAUGGGGAACCAGUCUGGCAGUACAGUCCAUUAGACUCCAUCAAUCAAGGAAAAUUCCAGGUAAGUUGCUGUCAGAGGAUGUAGGAAGCGCAGGCUCCAGGAGCAACAGUUAUGUCAGUUCUAGACUUGUUGGGACCACAUCAUUUAUGAUGCUGCAGCAGAUGUAACGGGAAAUUGACCAAUGUUCUAUAUAUCUUGAUGGGGAAACACCAUGUUGGCUCUUUGCUAAUUAACUCCUGAAGCACACUGUGGAACUAAGCAUCUUUUGUCUCCUGGCUCACUGUGCACAUUUAUCAUUAAGCUAAUUGAAAGUGUAAGUAACAUUACUGUAAACCAUAUAAUGUUACAGUGUUGUGCUAUGGCUGCUAGUGCUAGCCUGUAAUUUGAGGAUAUUUCCCUAAUUUUAGUCAAAUUUUAGAGGGCUUCCCUCCCCCUCUUUUUAUAUUAAAUGAAAAGCUUUAUAUCUCAGGGCUGGGAAGGAAGCCAGAUUCAAGCAGUCGUUAGGAGGAGCUGAAAAGUGCUGAGGUCUGCAUCUGUUUCUUGCAAGCCUGCAUUCCUACUUAUUGCAAUUAAUAACCAUAUAAUGGAUUUAAUCUAGCAACAUCCAUUAAACCUACCUAGUAGAAAUUGGAUUAAGAGAAGUGAGCCUGUUCAAUGUUCCCCCCUCCCCCGUUAUUUUGUUAAAUAUUUUAGCCACAGAAAGAUGUGAGCUCAAGAUUGCUCAAUUUUGCGUAUCAUAAGUCAUCAGGAAGUCUGGUUGAUUUUGGCUAGAAAAUUAUUCUGUAGAGCCAUAUGGUUUUAUUUUUUCAGUUUAUUAGUCACUUGCUACAGAAAGUCUCUAAAUUACUUUUAAAAUUUGAAGAACAUAAUGCAAAUCAGAAGGUAGGGGAAACAAUAAAGGUAAAGGUAAAGGUACCCCUGCCCGUACGGGCCAGUCUUGACAGACUCUAGGGUUGUGCGCUCAUCUCACUCUAGAGGCCGGGAGCCAGCGCUGUCCGCAGACAUUUCUAGGUCACGUGGCCAGCGCGACGAAGCUGCUCCGGCAAACCGGCACCAGAGCAGCACACGGAACACGGUUUACCUUCCCGCUAGAAAGUGGUACCUAUUUAUCUACUUGCACUUAAUUGUGCUUUCGAACUGCUAGGUGGGCAGGAGCUGGGACCAAACGACGGGAGCUAACCCCGCCGCGGGGAUUCGAACCGCCAACCAUGCGAUCGGCAAGUCCUAGGCGCUGAGGUUUUACCCACAGCGCCACCCGCGUCCCAGGGGAAACAAUAGGUUACAAUUAAAAACCAUACUAAAAUCCAUAAAAGAGACUCAGUAAAGCAGCAGCAAGAACUGUAUAAUCCAGCAACAUCUUCUUAACCAACCAACUUCUCAAGGUUGUUGCACUGAAAAUGCAUCAUAAGCUACCCAGAAGCUCAGAUAGGGUGAUUGUAAUUCUUAUAUAAUAUGUAUGUAGUAUGUAACUUUUGAUCGUUUGAUGCAUAUAUGCUUUUAAACGGUUUGUGAACUUUACCCAUGUUUUAUUUGUGUUUAUUUGUGCACUGCUAGGAUAAUUUUUUGAUGAAGCAGUUUAUACAUUUUUUAAAUAAAUCAAUAAUCUUUACAAGUCUUGGUUAAACCAGAGAAAUUAAAUAUAGUAAAGGACCAAACUAACUCCGAUGUGUAACCAUCUCAUUUGGAAGCGGCUUUUUCAAAAGCAGAAGUUUCACAAGAGCUAUGACUGAUUGAAAGCCUAAGAAUCUAAAUUUGUUGACAAAACAUAAUAAUGAAUUCAUUUCCCCUUUUCUUGCACUUGAGAAUUUUCCAGGCUAUUUUGUUUUAUCCAAGCAACUCCCACAACAAAAAGAUGCAACAUUCUGACUCACUAUAUCCCUCUUUUCUGCUUUUGAAACACAACUGGGAGAACUAUUAAGUCCACGUGCAUCCUGCAAAAUAUAGAUCACCAGGCCAGAAUAGCGCUCCAGGAGACGUCUAAAAUCCAUCUCAUCAAGAACAAAACUAAUUUGUUGCCUUGCAGGAGGAAUGGAGAUUUUAAAGAGUAGCAAAUCACAUUCUCUUUUCCUUUGCUUGAACUUGAGGUUUGCUGUUUAGGGUGUGGUAGCUUACAGAGCAAAUGUUUGGCAUCAGCCUCUCCUGAUGUUCUUAGCAUUUCAACCCAUUGGGUUGGAUCCAGAGUGAGUUAGUUGCCCUUCAUUUCCAGUUAAAUCAGUGGGACUUAAGUCAUGCCUAGGGAUGCACAGAAGCAUUGAUUUCCAUCAUGUCCCGUGAACAUCACAAUCAGCACUGUUUCCAUUCUGCUACAGUUUAGCUUCUUCUAGAAGCUAUGUUAUUCUCACUAGCUCCUAUUGCUAAUACUGACAUGAUUAAUUACUGUACAUGAUUAAUUUCAGUGGAAGGGAAACCUCAAGUAAUGCAGAAAAUAACAUAAUUAUUUAUGUAAUGUUUGCAGACUAAAACACACACACAAGAAAGUGAAUACCGCUCGUAAUUGCUUACAUUCCUGAUUAAUUGCUGCCCCUCUUUCCAUUUCCGAUGGAAUUCUCCGAUAUCUCUAGUAAUGGCUGACUUGUCCUGUUGAAUUUAAUGAGACUUCAGCUAAGUUAGCCUGAAACUGAUCCAUUAUCUUGUGAACUGCCAGAUUAAGGGCAGUAUAUAAAUUUAAUAAAGAAAUUAUAAAAAUAAUCCUUAAGAGCAACUCUAUAAGUGUACAAGCUGACAUGUAGAGAGUGUGUGACUUGUGAGUUUGUGGCAGAGGGUGAGACUUGAACAAAGUAGUCUUGAUUUAUAGCUGAUUGUGUAAGCCAGUACAUGGUUGAAGUUCUCUAUCAGUUGGGUGAGCUUGAGGCAGGUGGAUCUCCAAAAUUAAUUUGGCUCAUCCGUUAGCAUACGAUGUGUGGAAUUGAACGGUUGGCUAUACAAACAUUUCUUCUCUAUAGGGUCACUUUACUACUCACCCAGGUUGAACAAGUUUGUGUAAAGAGUCCCAGAUUAAUUUCUCUGCACUUAAUUAUUACAAGUAUAUUUUUUUCUUUCAGAGCAAGAAGAGAGAAGAAAUAAUAGCAUUACUGAAGAAACAAAGGGAAGAGAGGGUUGCGGUAAAAUGGAGUAUUAUUCUUUUCUUAAUGCGGGCCAAAACUUUGGGAAGUUGGAUUUUUGUAUUUAUGUUUUGCAUGCCAUAGUAACAAGAAAUGGUACAUAUUUGAUGUGCCAGUAGAGAUAAUGAUACUUAGUUUCAUUGGUGCCUACAGUGUGACUAUAAACCUUUUUAAAGUAAACUAUAUUUAUUUCUCAGAAAGAAAUGGUAUCUGAUCCAUAUAAGCCAAAGACCAGACCUCGCGAAAGGUAAUAUUGCUUUAUUUCAUGUUUGUCUCUAAUUAUUUUUAAAAGUUUUGAAAUGUGAAACCUCCAGUUUUCUUUGCACUCUUGCAACUUACCACACAUUUUUACAGGAUGUUGUUGUUGUUUAGUCGUGUCCGACUCUUCGUGACCCCAUGGACCAGAGCACACCAGGCACUCUUGUCUUCCACUGCCUCCCGCAGUUUAGUCAAACUCAUGCUGGUAGCUUCGAGAACACUGUCCAACCAUCUCAUCCUCUGUCGUCCCCUUCUCCUUGUGCCCUCCAUCUUUCCCAACAUCAGGGUCUUUUCCAGGGAGUCUUCUCUUCUCAUGAGGUAGCCAAAGUAUUGGAGCCUUAGCUUCAGGAUCUGUCCUUCCAGUGAGCACUCAGGGCUGAUUUCCUUAAGAAUGGAUAGGUUUGAUCUUCUUGCAGUCCAUGGGACUCUCAAGAGUCUCCUCCAGCACCAUAAUUCAAAAGCAUCAAUUCUUCGGUGAUCAGCCUUCUUUAUGGUCCAGCUCUCAUUUCCAUACAUCACUACUGGAUACUAAUGAUGAAAAAGCCAGAGUUUGGGUGAUGUACACUCAUAAUUGUCAGUAGGAAUUUUUCUAGGCCAGGGGUGAGAAGUAAAUACACAAAAGAAAUAAGCAUAAUUAGCACAAGAGAGGAGGCUUUUCAUUUCUGGUAGGUCUGGCGACUAAAUGAUGGCAAGUUCUUGGUAGACCGGGUCUCUGAGAAACUUGUAUUCCAAGUCUCUUCACUUAAAGUCGAAAUCCUCCAUUCCCCCCCCCCCCAGCUCUCUUUACGCCCUCCAGCCCUCAGGUUUUUGCACUGCUUCUACAGCCAAUUCCCCACACACUCUUCAUUCCUUGGGAAGAAACCAAACAUGCCAGAAAAACAACUAUGGGCUACACUUCAGGGUUGCCAUAUACUACUUUAAUGCCCUGCUUCCUCCAGCAAAAUGGAUAAAACAACACUGGCUUACUUUCCUGGGCUGGCUUAAUCCACACUUUCUCAGGCACAUCCCUGCCAACGUGCGUAUAAACAAUGAUGGAGUAGAUCUGCAUUGGCAAAGCAAUUUCAUUUUACUAUGAAGAUCUUUACUAUUUUUUUCUUUUAGUCUUAAAAUGACGGGUUGUGGGAAGGAUUAUUUAUGUGCCCAAUGGGCAGACUGAAUAGGACUGGGGAGAUCAUUGAGGCACACACUUCAUAGUAAAAUGAAAUUAUUUUCUCCAACACUGACUAAAACAUGUAAAACCUGGCAGCAUAAAGUAGCAGGUCUUAUUAAUUAUUAUUGGCAGGGUUUAGAUUCAGCAAUGCGGGGGGGGGGGGGGAGAGAGAGAAUAAAGCCAUAAGAAAUUAAAAGCCACAUCUUUUAAAAAACUACCCCUCUGGAAGAGCUGACUUGGCAUCUCACACACUCCUUCACUCAGCAAAUUCUUCCCUUUUAAUGUGUUAAUUGAUAGCUUUUUUCUCAGCCAGGACAACUUAUGACCCGCAAGAAAGUAGAAUUCCAACCCCAAGCUUGUUACAGUUUUGUAAUGAGCUUGGGGGUUAGACUAAAUGGGUUUCUGGGGUCCCCUCCAAUUCUAGGAUUUCCUGUGGAUUCUGAAAAGAAAGAAAGAGAAAAAAGAGGCUGCUAAAAGGCUCCUGCCGCUACAUGGGAGACAGACUGAAGAAAGGGAAAUACAAAUUGGCUCCGCCCCAUAGGGCUUUAAGCAUUCCAGCCAUGGUGUUUCAUGCGUUUCAACGAGGGCCUUUUCGAGCUGCCCUGGCCAUCUGCCUGAAUCCAAGAGAAUGAGGGAGGCUUGGGCACAUUUAUUUGACCUGCACCAAAAACAGGGACGACCCUCAAACCAGCUAGAGGGGCAGCUUGCCAUAGCUUUUAGCCCCUCCGCGGGCAGUGAACACAGCUGUUGUCAAACAGGCUGCUCCGAGUUCAGGGCUGCCCUGAGUCACUUGGUGACUUACUGUAACAACUUCAUGGUGAGUUCCAGCACACAUUUUUCAUGGGGGGCGGGGAGCAAUUCAUUAGAUUGGCUGCAGGUCCAUCUCCCGCUUUGUUGGGUUUCCUGGUACCUUUCCCCGAGAAAUCCCACGGCAACUUCAGUUUCUGAAAAGCCUCUUGAUAAGUGCUUCUUCUAUUGACACUUCAUCUUUCUGAUAUAAUUUUUUAUAAUAUUUUUCAAAUUCUUUAAUUUCUGUAAUGUCCCUUAUUGUCCUCUCUUCUACUUUUAUCUUAUUUAUUAAUUUUUCAUUUCUUUGUUUCUUUAAUUGCCAGGCAAGGAUCUUGCCUGGUUUAUUUGCCCAUUCAGAAUUUUUAUAUUUCCAAAAUUUGAAUUGUUGUUCUACCUCCUGUUCUAUAAUUUUAUUGUAUUCUACUCUCAGUAAUUUAAUUUCUUGAUUUAAUCUCUCUUCAUUUUUGCUUCCAUAGGCCAAUUUUUCCUUCCUUUUAAUUUCUUCUAAAAGCUCCCUUUUCUUUUUUUUCUUUAUUCUUAUAUGCUGUUGAGUUUUGUUGUAUGAAAUAUCCCCUAACAACUGCCUUCCCAUCAUCCCACACUAGUUUUUACAUCUGUCCCUUUUCUCCAAUUGUUUUCAAAAUAUUCCUUCAUCAACUUUCUGGCUCCUUGUAUUACUUUUCGGUUUUUUAAUAGGCAAACAUUCAUUCUCCACCUUUUCCCCCCUUUCUCCUCUUUUCCUUAAAAAAUUGGUUGUUCUGGCUGCAGCGGUUCCUACUAGAAAUGACAGCUAAGAUGGAUGGUGGAGAAUGCCUUAUUUGUUCCAGCUGACUUUUUUGGAGUUCAUCGAGGCUUUACCGUGCUGUCUUUCUGCAAGACAUUCUUCUAAGAUCAAUCUCCUCCUCCUCUUCCUGCCUGCACAUGCUGCAUCCAUUUCAGUGGUUCUUUUGCUGGGAAUCCCAAGCUCCUCCCAUGAAAUGAUCUGAAACAAUUCCUUCUACUUGCUUGUUCUUACUCCCGGGUCCUCUCUGCCCACCCCCAAUCCGGUUUUUCAUCCAGUGUGGUUUCCUUACUAUGUGGAGAGAGAUCUGCCUCUCACUGGAUCAGUGAAUUCCCAGGUAGAAGUUCCAGGCCCAUCAAUGUGCCAUAGGAGGUCUGCUAGCAUGGUCGGCACAGUGGUUAAAGGCACACAAUCCCUGAACAAAGACACCAUUCUUUGGGCCCAUCCUCUUACUAAAGUAUUUGGGGGCUACUCUCGUAUAUCUCACUGGGAGAAAGUGAGAAUGGAUGUUCUUGUUCAAAAACCUUGGCAGUUUUCAACGAUUCAUAGACUGAUGACUCCCCUCUUUCUUCUUUCUGUCUCACUGAUUAGUCCUCAUACUCAUUUAGCCACGUCCUCAAACUAAAUAUAGCAGAGAGGUUGAAAAAUUCACUUCCUGUAAAGCCCUUUCCCUCCCUUUCACCACUCACAGAAACAGGUUCCGUUCCACUUCUCUUUAUCGGUCCAACUCCAUAGCAAGGCAAAAUUUAAGUGUGCUGCAUGAGGUGGAAAUGGGAGAAUCUGUCAGUUUCAGCUUCCCUCAGUUUCUCGUUUUUCUGGUCAAGUUCAGUUCUUCACAUUUCCACAUCAGUUUGCAAUUUUUUUAAGAACAAAAAGUUCUCAUGAAAUUCAUCAGCACUUUCGUGCAGAAUUCAACUACUAUACACAUUUCUAUACACUUGUCUAAUAUAAUGCAUUUUUGUAUGCUAUUUUCACUAAUAUAUGCAGUUACUUUCACACUUUAAUAUACAGUGGUACCUUGGUACUUGAAUGGCUUGGCUCCCGAAAGACGGAAACCCGUAAGUAACUGUUCCAGUUUGUGAACGUUUUUCAGAAGCCAGACGUCCGCUGCACCUUUUACUUGAGUGCAGGAAGCUCCUGCAGCCAAUCGGAAGCCACACCUUGGUUUUCGAACGGUUUCGGGUGUCGAACGGACUCUUGAGAGCUAGUGUGGUGUAGUGGUUAAGAGCGGUAGACUCGUACUCUGGUGAACUGGGUUCGCGUCCUAGUCACACUUCUCUGAAGUCUCUCAGCCUCACUCACCUCACAGAGUGUUUGUUGUGGGGGAGGAAGGAAAAGGAGAUUGUUAGCCGCUUUGAGACUCCUUAGGGUAGUGAUAAAGCGGGAUAUCAAAUCCAAACUCCUUCUCUUCUUCUUCUUCUUCUUCUUCAGAACAGAUUAAGUUCGAGAACCAAGGUACCAUGCAAUGCUUGGCUGGAGAACUCAAUUGCAAAAUUUGUAUGAGUGAGAUUUUCAAAGAAUAGUUGUGUUUCAGUUCAUAUAUAUUGUUUCAAAAAGUGUGACAGCUACUAACUUGUAUUCUUAGUGCAUUUUCUUGAUUGGUUUCAGUGAAAUUAAAAAAAAGGUACCAGACUCUGACCUUGAUGAUAAAGAAAGUGUAAGUGCUUUACCUUGAGCGUUUUGGUCAACGUGAACAACUUGGAGAGCGAUGUCUUUGUCCAUUCAGAAAUCCUGUCCUGUUCUUCGUCGUAUUCUGCCUUGAGCUGUUCAGAUGCUGAGCCCUUGUGGGAUUCCCUGGCUAACUGUCUUCCUAAAGAGUUUCAGAAGAGUACCCUAUGUCAAAAGCUAAUAGAUUCUUCAAUCUGGCUAGUAAAUUUAUUAGUUUGUCAUGCCAGGCAACAAGGCAUGGUUAGAAAUGCUAAAUACAAUAAACUGGCUUUGAAACACCAGCUUGUAUUAUGCAUGUUGAAAAGUUAAUCUUUCAGUGGUCUUAGGAGUGAUAUUUCUAUCAUUUUCUGGUUUGGCCAUUCCCCCAAGAUUCAAACCCAGAUGUGAUGUUUCUCUGUGACAAAAAUGGUGAUCAGGAACAUGUAAUGUACAUUUUUAAGAAAAUGUCUCUCCACAGAAACAUGUCUACUGAAAUAAAAUACUCUAGUUUUCAGGGUUUCGUUGAUGUCCUAUUGUAUUACGUCUCUAAGGCUGCAAUCCUGUGCACACUUCCUGGCGAGUAAGCUCCAUUGGGACUUAACUUCAGAGUAAACCAACAUAGAAUUUCGCUGCAUAGUAACCACUUUUCACUGGCAGAAAAUUGUCUAGUGAAUUUUGCCUAGAAUCCCCACUUCAGUACUGUCUUUUCCCUGGUCCUUGGCAUUAAUGCAUGGAGAUAAAUUAGCAAGAGCUAAAUCUACCACCUUGUUUUCAGUGUGCACAAAUUGACACUGUUGAGUUGUGGGGACAAGAAUUUUUGUUCUAUUAUAUGACUAACAAUACUUUACACUCUUAAAACUAUGAAGAAAAUAGUUGGGAUGGGUACAGCUGUGUCAAUAUUGAAGAAACCUUUUUUGUCCAUCCGUAUAGAGCUUUGCAAAAUAUAAAUGUAUUUUUUAUAAAUGUAUGUAUUUCAGAUCUCUCAGAGACUUGCCUUUAUUCUUUCCAGUUCAUAGAUAGGCAACUGAGUCUGAGAGCAUGCAUUGCAGAGGAUGCUUAGAAGGUUACAUUCUCCACAUUCGUUAAAAGGAUGUAAUGCAGAAUGCUUUUUCCUCCCUACACUGAUCUGCUAAGAUCUAUUACAA
Podarcis lilfordi (Lilford's wall lizard) is the source of this 14038-nucleotide messenger RNA. The record is from the annotation of a GenBank genome assembly. Lineage: Eukaryota; Metazoa; Chordata; Lepidosauria; Squamata; Lacertidae.